Messenger RNA from Prunus dulcis (almond), 1839 nucleotides. RefSeq lists its product as uncharacterized. Bases 481 to 1569 code for a protein of 362 amino acids. The transcript is spliced from 3 exons. The record is from RefSeq and is a predicted model, not a curated record. Lineage: Eukaryota; Viridiplantae; Streptophyta; Magnoliopsida; Rosales; Rosaceae.
UCACAAAGAGAGAGAGAGAGAGAGAGAGAGAGAGAGAGAGUGGCGUAGAAAUGACUCGAACUCAACGAAAAAUUUGGUAAUUGCUUUUGCUUCUUUUUUCGUUGCCCCUCCCGCCCUUUGCUCCCUCGCUUUGUCUCUCGAUUUUUCCGCCUAAGCUUUCGAGUUUCUGCUCUCAAACCCUAAUUUCCUUUUUCUCUCUCUGUUUCUCUCUCUCUCACUCACUCUUUCUCAAAUCCAAAUUUCUUAUCCAUGUGCUAUUACGUCGUUGGAGUUUGAACACUUGCAUAUAUCUGGUGCGAUGCUCUUUCAAUUUCUCUGUUAUCGAAUGUUUUUUCCUUGUUCGUUUCUUGAGCUUGAGAAUCUGUUUGGUUGCCGAGAAAUGGAAGGGAAACCACGGAAAUUACAAUGCACUUUAGUCUCCCCAACUAACUUAUCUUGGAUCCAGAAUUGCUCUGACUGCGACAAAGGUGAAGCCUGAAAAUGGCAAAAGGUAGCAGGGGACGACGCAGGAUUGCUUCCCGAAGAUACAGACCAACUCCAUACCCAUUGCGCUCUAAUCAAGAUAUAUUGGAGGAUCUGUGCCCGAAGAAAUGCUCCAGAGAUUUGGAGAAAAAAGACUGGGAUGAUGCAACAUGUUCUGUGUGCAUGGAGUAUCCUCACAAUGCCGUUCUUCUCCUAUGUUCCUCUCAUGAUAAGGGUUGCCGACCCUACAUGUGUGGAACUAGUUUCCGGCAUUCCAACUGUCUUGGCCAGUACAAGAAAGCUUAUACCAAAAUGGUGUCAUCUGAUCAUGGACAACCAUUGCUUGGUUCCGAUAACAAUCCAAUUGUGCUACCAGAUUCUGAAUGGCCAGCACAGAAGUGUGAAAUCUCCGAGCUUGCAUGCCCCCUCUGUAGGGGAAAGGUGAAGGGCUGGACUGUUCUUGAACCAGCACGAGAUUAUCUAAAUGCAAAAAAGAGAAGCUGCAUGCAAGAGAAUUGCUCAUUUGUCGGAAAUUACAAGGAGCUUAAGAGGCAUGUGAGGGCAGAACACCCCUCUGCACGGCCGCGUGAAGUGGAUCCAGUACUCGAACAGAAAUGGAGAAGGCUUGAACAUGAGCGGGAGACGGAUGAUGUGAUCAGCACAAUACAGUCUUCCAUGCCAGGGGCAAUGGUUUUUGGAGAUUACGUAAUAGAAGGAAAUAAUUAUGGAUUUGAUACGGACGAAGAGGAUGGUGGUUUCGAUGCGGAAGCUGGGGAAAGGAAUGGAGGAUUUGGGUUGGGCUUUGAUGGUAAUCUGGUGAAUGUCUUUUUCCUAUUGCAUGCAUUUGGGUCAUCAGGGACUGGGCGACUGAGGCAGCCUGAGAGGGCAUUGCACCACCCAUCGGACGGUAGUGCAGUUGGCAUCCGGCACAGCACUCCUAUUGGUGGUUCGGAUUCCUCAGAUCAAGAUGAUGAGAAUGACAGUAAUGGUGAUAAUGCUGGUGGUGGUAUGUCAUUGGUGAGUCGACUCCGCCGUCAUGGCAGGGUGUUGUUGGGACGCUCUGGGAGGAGACGAAGGCGUAGAGAAGGAAAUAGUGAUCAAACAUAAACUGAAUCGUGGUAAGAAUGGGGGGAAUUUAGGAAACCUUGCGUAGGCACACAAAUUUUAGGAGUGAUUUGCACAAAAACAAAUAAAAGAAGUUAUGAUUUUUAACUUUCUCGCAUUUGCAUUGGAUUUAAUUGUCAUUUAGAAAGCUGGGAAAAAAGGAAAAUGGAGAUGAUGGUUGUUCCUUUUCCCUCUGUUGUGUAAUAUAUUUUCAAAUGUAAUUUUUAACUUCCCUUUUACCUUAAUGUAUGAAUAUAAAUUUCCUUCGGUGUA